This is a messenger RNA of Doryrhamphus excisus (bluestripe pipefish), 6924 nucleotides long. The record is from RefSeq and is a predicted model, not a curated record. Lineage: Eukaryota; Metazoa; Chordata; Actinopteri; Syngnathiformes; Syngnathidae.
AUUGCUUCCAAUGUGCACGUAUAAAACAUUGCAUGGUGUCAUAUCGGUGACUCUUUCAGGUGCUUGUGCAACAGGAAGAUUGUGUAGUAAAACUCGAGAAAACAUCAACUAGCAUUUCUGUCAACAUGAGAUAGAACAAGCACUUCCCUUAAGUCUGUAGACAACUUAUAAACGGAGAAACAGCAAUAUUCAAUAGCCAUUCAGUCAAUCAAAAUCAUGCACACUUAUUGAAUUUGGAUGGAAUUGGCUUAUUUGUAUUUGUGUGAGUUUGGUGUGAGUGGUUGUUUGUCUGUAUGUGCCCUGUGAUUGGCUGGCCACCAGUCCAGGGUGUACCCCGCCUCUCGCCCGAAGACAGCUGGGAUAGGCUCCAGCACGCGUGACCCACGUGAGGAUAAGAGGUAGAAAAUGAAUGAAUGAAUGGCUUAUUUGUUGCUAAUAUUUGAUCUCUCAGGAUGAAUCUGGGGUUGACAGAAUAUGCGAAGUGGGGAACCGUUUUCGUUGUAAAUGUCUGAUAACAUAUUAUUCAACAAUGCAACAAAUGUUUACCGUCCAACAGCUCUACAAGGUACCUACUUCCACCAAACACGGUGCAACCUCGGUUUUUAUGAUGACGUCAUUGCGUGCUUGAACACCUCAUUACGUGGACGGGGCCAUGAACAGCUCUCCAUCAGGAAGCCAGGAGUCAGACACAGACCUACACAUUAAUUAUUGAUAAUGCAAUCAUCCCUAGUUUAUGGUGUUAAUUGGCUCCAGACCGACCGUGAUGAGUGAAUUCCACAAAGUAGACAGAGUAGACAGAGCGUGACCUCAGGGGUUCAAAGUUGAGUUCCAGCUGUUGUUCCAGCCAUCAAGUCUGGUGCUUGUGUGUCUCAGCCAACAUUACAGGAACACUACUGAUACCUAGUGACGAGUGAAGACUACAACAAAUCAUCAACACCUUUGAAUGCGUCUUCUUAAUGCCAUUUUAAUGCAUGAAAAUGCUACAUUUAGGCCAAAAAUAUGUAAGAUUAGCUGAAAUAUACAUACAUUUUGACAAAUAUUGUGGCGAGGGACGACUAUAAUUCCCUAACCAGAAUCUGUCUGUUUUGUCCCAACUCUAAGGGAAAUGAAUGCUUUGUUUAGGCACUCGAUUACAAGUUAGGACUAGGACUGGUUUGUUAGGCAAAAUGUUUGGCCAUGCGAUAGCGGAAUCAAACCGAGGUUCCACUGUAUGUAAUGCAAAUGAAUCAAACUGAUUGGUUUACAUCCGAUAAUGCAUCACUGUUGUACUGCCAAUGUUUGCCUUAAAAGCUUUAACGUAUUGUAGCAAGAUCAUCGCACUUAGUGGUGAUUGGGUAGAAUUCUUCUCGACAGGUUUCUGUUUUCUUGCAUGCUGCUGUCUGUGAUAACCAUCAUCAUCAUCAUCAUCAUCGUCAAUGUGGGAUGUGAUUCAUGUUAAUUCAUGCAUGUGUCCGAAUGCUAACGUGUGCUACUAACUACCUCCUGCCGUAGAUUUGUGAUUUAGCUGAGAGGGCGAGAGAGAGAGUGACGAUUGGACUUAAUUUCACCUUUUGAGAAUGGCUGCGAUAAACCGGCCUCCGAAAGUUCAAAGACUCGGAUCCAUCUAUGAGCCUCUCAAGCUGUCCAUUCUCCAGCGGGAGGAUGAGCCCUUGUGGGAGAAACUGGACCGGUACUACAAUGCCGUCAAGGCCACCAUCCUCAACUACCAGAGUCCCACCACCGGCCUCUUCCCGGUCAAGACCUGCUCCACGUGCAAAGAGGCCAGGGUGCGGGACUCCCUGUACUGUGCGGCGGGAGCUUGGGCGCUGGCCAUGGCCUACCGACGCAUCGAUGACGACAUGGGGCGGACCCACGAACUGGAGCACUCCGCCAUCAAGUGUAUGCGAGGCAUCCUCUACUGCUACAUGAGGCAGGCCCAUAAGGUUGAAGAGUUCAAACAGGACCCGAGCCCCUCCAAGUGUCUCCACUCCAUGUUCAACGUGGACACGGGCGAUGAGAUCCACACCUACAGCGAGUACCACCACCUGCAGAUCGAUGCCGUGUCCCUCUUCCUGCUCUACCUGGUGGAGAUGAUAUGCGCCGGCCUGCAGAUCAUCUACAACACAGACGAGGUGGCGUUCAUCCAGAACCUGGUGUUCUGUGUGGAACGGGCCUACAGAGUACCCGACUACGGCAUGUGGGAACGAGGCAGCAAGUACAACAACGGCAGCACCGAGCUGCAUUCCAGCUCGGUAGGUUUGGCCAAAGCUGCUCUGGAGGCCAUCAAUGGAUUUAACCUGUUUGGAAACCAGGGCUGCUCCUGGUCGGUGAUCUUUGUGGACCUGGACGCCCACAACAGAAACAGACAAACGCUUUGCUCCCUGCUGCCCCGAGAGUCCCGCUCCCACAACACGGACGCGGCCUUGCUCCCGACCAUCAGCUACCCCGCCUUUGCGGUGGACGACGACGCCCUCUACAGUCAGACGCUGGAUAAAAUCAUCCGCAAGCUGCGGGGCAAGUACGGCUUCAAGCGCUUCCUCCGCGACGGCUACCGCACCUCCAACGAAGACGAGAACCGCCGCUACUACAAACCCGCGGAAAUGAAGCUUUUUGAUGGGAUCGAGUGCGAGUUUCCCAUAUUUUUCAUCUUCAUGAUGAUUGACGGUGUGUUCAGGGGCAACCAGGCUCAGGUGAAAGAGUACCAGGAGCUCCUUGAACCCAUCAUCUUCCAGUCUUUUGAGGGCUACGCCGUCGUUCCCAAGUACUACUACGUGCCCGCGGACUUUGUGGAAGCGGAGCAAAGCAAGCACGGGAGCCAGAAGCGUUUCCCGAGCAACUCGGGACGCGACGGCAAGAUCUUCCUGUGGGGCCAAGCCCUCUACAGCAUCGCCAAGCUGCUAGUGGACGAGCUGAUCAGCCCCAAAGACAUCGACCCCAUCCAUCGCUACGUCCCCCGCCAGGACCAACGCAACGUCAGCAUGAGAUAUUCCAACCAGGGGCCCAUCGAGAACGAUGUGGUGGUCCACGUAGCGCUGAUCGCCGAGAGCCAGAGAUUACAGGUGUUUCUGAACACGUACGGCAUUCAGACCCAAACGCCCCAGCAGGUGGAGCCCAUUCAGAUCUGGCCUCAGAAGGAACUCGUGAAGGCGUACCGCUUCCUGGCCGUCAAUAAGAAGCUGGGCCUGAGUGGGCGUCCGGAUCGACCCGUGGGCUGCAUCGGGACCUCCAAGAUUUAUCGCAUCCUCGGCAAGACGGUGGUGUGCUACCCGAUCGUCUUUGAUCUCAGCGACUUUUACCUGUCCCAGGAUGUGAUGCUGCUGAUUGAUGACAUCAAGAACGCCCUGCAGUUCAUCAAGCAGUGCUGGAAGAUGCAGGGACGCCCCCUCUUCCUGGUCCUCAUCCACGAGGACAACAUCAAGGGAAGCCGCUUCAAUCCAGUCCUGGACAUGCUGGCAUCCUUCAAAAAGGGCCACAUCGGGGGGGUGAAAGUUCAUGUGGACAGACUUCAGACGCUGAUAUCUGGAGCCGUGGUGGAGCAGUUGGAUUUCCUGCGCGUCAACGAGGCCGAGAUCCCGGAGUUCAAGAGCUUCGAGGAACUGGAGAUGCCCAAACACUCCAAAGUCAAGAGACAGACGAGCACGCCCAACGCCUCCGACCUGGAGCAGCAGCCCGAGAUCAGCCUGGACGAGUGGCUGCACAAGCCCACCGAUGAGAUCCUCCAGAAGUUCCAUGACUGCGACUGCUUAGCCAGCCAGGCUCAGCUCGCCGGAAUCCUGCUCAGGAGGGAAGGAGCGCACUUCCUGAACAAAGACGAGAGCCUGACGGACGAGCUGGAGAGGAUCUACAGGAGAGCUGGCAGCAGGAAGCUUUGGUCCGUUGUCCGUCUUGCUGCCAGUCUGUUAACUAAGCUAGUGGACAGCCUUGCCCCCAGUAUUACUAGUGUUUUAGUGCAUGGCAAGCAGGUGACGCUGGGCGUGUUCGGCCACGAGGAGGAAGUCAUCUCCAACCCGCUGUCACCGGGCGUCAUCCAGGGCAUCAUCUACAGCAAGUGCUGCCCACCGGGGGGCGAGCGCGAGGCCGUCCUGCAGCAGGAGCUGGUCAUCCACAUCGGGUGGAUCAUCUCCAACAGCCCCGAGCUCUUCAGCGGCAUGCUCAAGAUCAGAGUGGGGUGGAUCGUGCAGGCCAUGAAGCAGGAGCUGAAGAUCCGAGCGGGAGACAUGCCCCCCCAGGACAUCUACCAGCUGUCCCCCAGCGACAUCAAGCAGCUCCUGCUGGACGUCCUGCAACCUGAGCACACCGGCAGGUCCUGGCUCCACCGCCGCCAGAUUGACGGCUCCCUGAACAGAACCCCGCUGGGCUUUUACGACCGGGUCUGGCAGAUCCUGGAGAGGACACCUGACGGGAUUCUAGUGGCCGGGACGCACCUUCCACAGCAACCUACGCUGUCCGACAUGACCAUGUACGAGAUGAACUUCUCCCUGCUGGUGGAGGACACGCUGAAGAGCAUCGUCCUACCUGAGUACAGACAGGUCAUUGUGGAGCUGCUGAUGGUGGUCUCCAUCGUGCUGGAGAGGAACCCAGAACUGGAGUUCAGCAACAAGGUGGACCUGGACGGCCUGGUGAAGGAAGCCUUUGCCGACUUCCAGAGAGACGGCAACCGCUUGGAAAGCCAGGACAAGCAGGCCUUCUACAACACCGCCCCUGUGGGGCAGAGGGGCACCUCCAGCUACCUGACCAAGGCCGUCAUGAUCCAGCUGCUGCAGGGGGACGUCAAGCCCUGCAAGGACGACCCGUGUUCCGUCAGCUAGGAGGACAUCACCUCCGUCCGUCCGCCACCCACGCCGUUAACACUCAUUGUCCUCUAGAUUAGCACGAUAGCGCUAAUCCGGCCCAAGAUUUAAAGCAAAACUGUUAGCAACCCAUGGUUGAUGGAAAGCUACGUAGAAGCUAGCCUGUUGCUAAAUGCUAACAGCCAUAUUGAUGAGUCCGCCAUUUUGUUUCUUCUCUGUUGUUUGUGGCAAAAAAUGGAGCUGGUUAGCCUAGCAUAGCAUAAAGAAGAAAAACUCUUACCUCUUUAAAAUAAGUUUUCAAUGAUAUUCAAGCUGCUAGCAGCUAGUCGGUGGUUUUAUUUGGAGUUCUUUAUUCUCUUGCCACUCGGCGGCCAUAUUGGAAAGAUUUUGGUCGAGCUUCUUAAGAUUUGAUUAUGGCUCAAAAUAAUGUUAAAAUUCUUUUUGUGCCACACUUGUGGACAUUUUUUUUGUGAAUUAGCUUCUCCCAACUAACCAUUUUUUUCUGUUUUUUGCUGCUACUGUUUUUCAAAGAACGGUGAGACAAAAUAAUUUUUGGUGGAAACAGAAGCUAAAUGCUAGCAGUAGUGAAGCCAUUUUGUUUGUCUGUCGUCAUGCAUGUAGCUGAUGACGCUAGUUAUUUUGCCUUAUUAUUAAGAAAAGAAACAAUCUAUCUCUGAACAUGAAGACUGCUAGCAGAUUUUCCGUUUUUUUUUUUUUUUGGUUAUAAUUUAUCAUCUUGCUGUGCGGCAGCCAUCUUGUAAAGGUUUGUUGAUUAUGGCCCAUAAUAACACUCUGAAUUAGCUCCUCCACUCUGCAAUUUUACCCACCGUUUAUACAAUCAGCGUAUCUUUUCCAAUUUUUUUGUUUCAGCGAGCUACUAUAGCAUAUGAGACUUGUUAUGAGCCCCAUUUUGUCACGCUAGCUGUUAGCCUGUGGUAUGCUAACAUCAUGACCGACUCAUAGUGGUACCUUUGGCGCCGCUUUCUGCGAUUGCGCUAAUCCUGUCAGGAUUUAACAUUAGCAACAACAAGCUAAAUGCUAGCAGUCGUUAACAGCACUUUAUUCCUUGCCUGUAGUCGUUGAUGACGCUAAUUAGCCUAGCUUAGCAUAAAUAAAGGAAUCUAUCUUUCAGCACUUAAUUGAAUACUUACAGAAUACACCGUAUUCUGUUACCACUCGGCAGCCAUCUUGGAAAGGUGGACGAGCAUCUAAAGAUGAGUCGACUAUGGCUUAAAAAUAAUGUUUAAUUGCCUUUUCUACUAUAAUUGUUGACCUAAAUUAGCUUCUCCCACCCAGCAUUUGACUGCUUCUUGUUUCCUCAUGCUUCAGCUGCACUUAUGGUGGACAAAACAGCAUAAUUAUCCAUUUAGAGACGUUUCUGUGUCUGCGUUCCUGCUGAAUGUUGUUUGCAUGCACAUUAUGGUGCCGUUUGCCAGUAGAACAAACUGGUUUUGUGUCCAGUCGGGAGUUAUUUUGCUGAAUGGUGGAAACUGAAGUAAAACCGGUGUCGAGAUGACAUAGAAAUGAUUAAAAACUUAUUUAAAAGUGUGUUAGAGUGAUGUCUGUUAACAAUCCGCAUCGUAUGCCCUUGCUAGCUCGUUACACCGAGCAACUGUCGUCAAGAUAAAUGAGCUCUGACAAACUUUUUUUUAAAGAUGGUAAUCGAAGGCUGAGACGAAGCUCGAUAAGACUUCGCCUGGACUGGAGGGAAUUUUUCAUCAACGCUUUAAUUGACUUUUCAUUUCUCUCUAAUUGUCUGCGCACCUUGAAAGCAAAGAUAAUGUUAUUUUAGGGUGAAGACGCCUCCCGGCAAAGCAGCGGGGAUCCAUACAAGCGAACGCCAUUGAGGACACCGAAGAAGUAACCAGCACGGAUGGAUCCAAUGAACGAUGCUGCCCUUGCGUUUCACGACACUUGGCGUCGUAACUCCACAUCAGGCAGCAGCUGCUCCAAGGUGACACACACACUGAUCACCAUGUCCUGAUUGGGAUGGACGGGGGACACAUUUGGCGAUGUCAUGAAUCACAGUCCAGCCUGCAGACAAUAAAAGGGGACCACAGCUGCUGAAACUGCUCUCAAUUAAGAAAGUGUCACGUUGUCCCCCGCCGUAACUCCGCCGUAAGUUGUCAUGGCAACCUUGAGGGUAGCGGUCACU